This is a messenger RNA of Bipolaris maydis ATCC 48331, 797 nucleotides long. Lineage: Eukaryota; Fungi; Ascomycota; Dothideomycetes; Pleosporales; Pleosporaceae. The record is from RefSeq and is a predicted model, not a curated record.
AACCUCGACAACCCACGUCCGUGGGCAAACGACGGCCUCCCUCGCACAAUGGACCUCAAAAGUGAUUCGAGCUUCACCGGACAUAUCAAUCGCAGCCGAACAGCCCGGCGCCUGCUCAUGGCGCGCGACAUGUCCGACCCAGCACUCUACGUCACUUGCCUCUUGUUCUCACCCAUGACCAGCACGCUAUGUCAAAACAUGUAGCUGACCCUGUCCGUCCAGGCUGUCAGAUACAAGGUCACGCACGGAUCGUUAUUCUAGUGUCAACAUUCUACGAACCAGCUUGAUGGGGCCCUGCAAGCUACCCUUUGAUGGCUAGUAUGGUCUGUGCAUUGCAGGGGGUUUCCGCCGCCCCCAUGUGCAAUCACUAUCUCCGUAGACACUUGUCCGCCUUUUUGCUUUGCUGCACUCCUUGGCCAUCAUUUGGUGAAAUGCUGAGCAAUUCGGAGUCCAUCACAUGGUUUCAGCCACGGGCCAAUAAUGUUCAGAGGCGCACAAUUAACACCAGCUGAAAGACUCCAACAGGCGACCUCUUAAACCCCUGCCCUAUCCAAACACCCAGGCUUUCCUGCCAGUCCGACAAGCCAAUGGCCAAAACGGUUUGCUAGCUACCUUUGAGAAGCCCGUUGGAGCGUCUUCCGGCUGACUGCGCACUUGUCCUUACCCGUCCUUUCCGUUUGCAUAGCCGACAUGACAUGCAGUAAGUCGACGAUGCAUCCGCAGUAUGACCCACACUCUGCUUCGUAGUCUACAUCAUCGCCUUACAUCUUGCUAUAUAGGCCACUGUCGCCUGGUCG